CCGGAGGGGGCGUGCAUCCCGUCUCACAGCCAUUUUUGCCCACUCAGCUACUAUAUAAACUACCACGCAAUACUAGCAGUGCUUUACAGUAAAAAAAAUUAAAUAACAAUUAAAAAACAAGUUUCUUCGCCGCUCAGGGGAGACUGAACAUAUUUCGGGAUGGAGUUCCCGGUGGAUAUAUUGGCCACUGCGGAUCCUGAAUCCCUGGAGCAAUCAGCGAAAGACUACAUGUCUAAACUUCUCUACAGAAAUUCAGAAAUACAUGAGUACCUCAGCAUACCUGGAUCCAAGAAAAUAGAGAUUGGCCUCUGUAAUGUGAGUUUUGUCCCCCUCUAUGGAGGUGACAGUAAACAGAAGGUCCUUGCACUAUUUUCACCUGAAGACCCUUUUAAAGCUGUUGGACUCUACCUGCUGGAUCAGUGGUGGUCAGCUGAAGAUAUUCUUAAAACAGCAGACUCCUCACGAACAGGACUGAUCAAGGUCAGAACCCCUGGAGAGAGGAUAGUUCUGUAUGUUCUUAACAGAAUAAUAUAUAGAACAAAAGAGAAGGCUGGAGACGAUGUGCCCUUUCUUUGUCAUGGAGAAGAUGAAAUUGCCAAAAUAUUCUGGAAAAAUGGCGAGGCCAUUGGCUUUUACUCAGUCCAACCUGAAGGGAGAUUAUGCAAUAGCUUCUUGACCCAGCGUUAUCAGCUUCCUGUCAUGGAUACCAUAUUCAUCCGGAAAUGUCACCGUGGCAAUGGACAUGGUCUCCAAAUGCUGGAGGACUUUACUGACAGCUUCAGAAAAGAUUUCAUGGGUUUGAAAUAUCCACUUUCACCAGCCAUGUACAAAGUUUGUAAAAAAUAUCUGAGCCUUUAUCCAGGUGACACAGAGCUACUGUGGGAAAUAGAGGGUGUAGGAAGCCCUUUUCAGAGAACUCAAAUAGCCAGAAGACUACAAGCAAUGGAUCUAAAAGGGGUGCAGGACACACCAGGUACAGCUCGUGGCAGAAGCAGCAAUCUGAAGCAUAUAAAACUUGGAGCAGACACAGAAGAGACAACUGAGCAAAUCAUCAGGGUAGAAGACAUUGAGCCUGAUGUUCAGUGUGUAGAAGAUGACCUGGUGCAUGGGGAUAGCAAACUUUCUUUGAAUUUGAAAGGGCCUGAACUCAAGGACACAAUGGAGACAAUGACACAUGACGUGACCCCCAUAUCAGAGAUUACUCAUCUUCACUGUGAGGAACAAAACAAAUUGACCCCUGAACCUACCUCUCAGUCAGAAACAGAAAAAGAACAGGGGUUUGAAAUAACUCCUGUUAUGGAAAUCAAAAGCCUAAAGGGCAGUGAGGAUGCACAAAUCAUGACAACUUUUGAAGCCACAAUUGUUCCAAUGGAUCUCCAACCUUUAGAACUUCAGCAGGUGGAAGAGGUUGUUAAGCUGUCAACAGAAACUGAAGAGGUAAAAGAAAAAGCUGGAGAGGCCAAAGAAAUUAAAGAUGAUGUAGAAAAAGAGCAAUGUGAGCAGGUGAAAGAGAAGGAGACAGUUGAAGAGACUGGCACGGUUCAGGAGGGUUUAUGUGAAAAAGAACAGGAAACCGAAGACCAAGAACCAAGUCCUGAUAACGAAGAGGAGAAAGUCAGUACUUUGAUUCAACAAGAGGAAACCUCAAACAUGGCAUACAGUUCAGGCUCAAAAGGGAAACAUGGUGACAAGCGAAUAUCAAAUUAUGAAACUCCAGUAAGGCAUUCUAGAAGACUCAAUGAUCAGGCUGCAGAAAGUGAACUGACAGAAAGAGUUCUCAGACGUUCUUCUAAGAAAACAUGUAAAGCCACUUCCGAACAAGUGUACACAAGAGAAACCCAAUCUUUUAAGCAACCGGAGGAAAUCAAACAAGUAGAAGAUGAGCCUAAAGAAAAAGGAUUAAUCCAGACAGAAUGUCAGGCUCAACUUGCUGAAAAAGAGCAGGUAGAGGAAAUUGCUGAAAAUAAGAAUGUGGAAGAGAAGAUCGAGUCAGUAAGCAUCAUCACUGAAGUCUGUAGUGAAAAUCUGAUUGCAACUGUUAAGGACAACGAAGAAGAAAUAAAUAUUGAAAAGAACUGUUUAGAACAACUGACUGAUGAUCAAAAUCUCAUGGAAGUGGACAACAAAAUGGAAGAUAGUUUUCAGGAUGAAAAUAAGAUGGAUGAAAAGUUGAGGAAUGAAGAACAAGACAAAGGGACAGCAGCAGCAGCAGAAGUUGGCAAGACAACCAAGGAUGGUGAGGAAAUAGGAAUUGUAGAUGUUAAUAAUGCUGAAGCCUCUGAAAUAAUGAUUGAUGGAAAAGCAUCAGAACCAUCUGCUGCAGAACACAUUGAAGAGGAAACAGCCUCAGAAACUGUUCGAGCAGAGGAUGAUAACAACACAGAAGCAGCUUUGAAACAGCAAAAAGCUGCUGUCGCUCUUUUUGAACCCACUGAAAAACAGCAAGUAGUGGCAGUGGCAGACAAUGAAAAUGUGGUGAUGGUUGAGGACAAAAUUAAAAAUAGCAAUAUUGGAGAAACAGAAGUAAGACAUGACAAGAUAGAGAUUGAGGAAAACAUUAUAUCCAAGGAUGAUGGAGUUCCAGAGCCAACUCUUACAGAUGAAAACAAGAUGGAGGAGUCUCAAGAAGAGGAACCUAUGAAAGACGAUAACAUGAUUCAAAGUGAGGAACCAAAAAUUCAUGAUAUUAAUCUUAGUCUUCAUCGUGAAGUUGGCAAGACAAAUAAGGAUGGUGAGAAAAUAGGAGUUGUUGAUGUUCAUGAUGCUGAGGAUGUAAAUGCAGCUGAAAUAGAGGUUGAAGGAAAAGAACCAGAACCAUCUGCUGCAGAAGAGCAGGAGGAGGUACCAGCCUCAGAAAUGGUGCCAGCAGACACUGUCCAGAACACUGAAGAAACCACUUCAACUUUGAAACUGCAAAAGGUUGCUGUUGUUCUUGUGGAUUUAGACAAAGAUUUCACAACACAUACAGAUGCCAGCAAAGAUGCGAAGGGAACCUCACAACCAGAAAGUACUGAUGACAGAGAGAAAAAAGAAGCAGACGGAUUAAACCAGAAAGUUGAACCCUCUAAAAAAGAGCAAGAAGUGGAAAUGAGAGAAAAUGAAAAUGUCACAGCUGAGGUUAUGGGCAAAAUUGAAAAUGGCAGCAUUGAAGAAACAGAAGAAAUGAGCAAAACUGAGGAGCGAGUUAUAACAAUGGAUAUAGACAGAGUUUCAGAGUUGACUACAGAUGAAAACAAGAUGGAGUUUCAAGAAGAGAAGGCUCUGAAAGAGACAAAGACUGUUCAAGACACACCAGAUGAGGAAAUAAAAAGUAAAGAUAUCAUUGAGUCAAGUGAAGAUGAUGAAAAGGUGAAAUCAGAUGAUCAGAUUGAACUGUCUGAAGAGGAAGAGGAUAAGACAAAUUUGGUAACCCCAUUACGGCACUCUAGAAGACCAAAGCAGCAGGCUGCAAAAAGGGAACUGACAAAAAGAGUUCUCAGAAGUUCUACAAAAGCAGCUAAAGCAAAUUCUAAGCCCAAAGCUAUAAAGCAGCAAGUUGAAACUAAGCAAGCAGUAGAUGAUCCUGAAGUUGAGCAGAUGAAAGAAGUAGUAGAGUCGCACACUGGAACUGCUGUGGAAGAGAAAAUUGAGUCAGUAAGCAUCACUACUGAAGACUGUAGUGAAAACUUGAUUUCAGCUUUAAAUAAUGAUGUUGAGGAAGAGAGAAAUGUGGAUGAAGAGCAUUUAGAAGAAAAAAGAACUGAUUAUCAAAACCUCAUGGAAGUGGAAAACAAAAUGGAAGACAGUUCACAGCAUGAAAAUAAGACGAAUACUGCUGAAAUAGAGGUUGGUGGAAAAACACCAGAACAGUCUACUGCAGAGCCUGUUGAAGAGCAGAAGGAGGAACCGGCCUCAGAAAUGGUGCCGAAAGAAGAAAUCCAGAACCCUGAAGAAACCACAGCAGCUUUGAAACUGUCAGAAGCUGCUGUUGUGCUUGUGGAUUUUAACAAAGUCUCCAUGAUAUAUACAGAUGUUAGUGAAGAUGCUAAGGGACCCUCACAGCCUCAGCAGGAGGUAGAUCUGGAACUUCAUAAGCCAGAAAGUACUGAUACAGAAUCUCAGGCUGAACACACUGAAAUAGAACAGACCGACACUGCUCAAGAAAUACCAGGUGAGGAACCAAAAAGUCUACAUGUCAUUGAGUCAAGUGAAGAUGAAGAAGGUGAGAGAUUAGAUGUUCCGUUUAAACUGGAUGAAGAGGAACAGGAAGAGGCAAGCUCAGUAACCCCAUUAAGACGCUCUAGAAGGCUCAAGGAAAGUGAACUGACAAAAAGAGUUCUCAGGAGUUCUGCAAGACUGACAAACAAAGCCACUCCACAACAAAGACACAAACAACAAAUCAAAGCCAUGAUGCUUCAAGAGGCACCUGAACAACUAGAUGAGUCUAAGAAUAAUGAGAUGAGUGUUAUAUUAGGGUCUGAGGUUGCAGUAGGAGAGCACAUGGAGUCAGAGACUGUACAUGUGUUUGCUGAAGGUGAUCUAGGAAAUAUGAUUUCAGCUGUACAGAACACCUGUGAAGAGGGAAGCAAUUUGGAAAAGGGUGACAUAGAAGCUGAUGACCACAAGAACAUUAAGAACAUAAGGGCAUCCCGUGGAAAUGAAGUAGAGGAAAAUAUAAGCAGUGAAGAUAUUACAGAACAAGACAAGAUGGCACCAGAGGAUAUAAUACAUGGAGAAGCUGAACAAAUAUGUACAUCUGGAGAGAAAUCAGCUGCAGCCAUUGAACUUUCUGAAGUUGUGAAAGAAAUUGAAGACAAAGUACAAGAACAGGGAGCAGCCACAGAAAUGGCGGAUGGAGAGGAUAGUGAGAAUGUCAUGGAUACGGCUUUGACAUUACAAGAAGCUUCUGUUGUGCUUCUGGAUGUCAAAAAAGUUCUCCCCAGUCUAACGGAUGACUGCAGUUCUGCAUUUGAAACUGCUCAGGAAGAGAGAGGUAACAAACUUGAAAUGAGCAAACAAGCAGUGGAUAUGCCUGAAGAGGUGAAGGAGGAAUUACAGACUGAAGUUGUGGAGGGAGAGAACAUACAGACAGUAAAUCCCACUGAAGGGGAUCCCUCAGAUCUGAAUACAGCUGCAAAGGACACAGCUGAGGAUGAGAAAAAUGUAGCAAUGAGUCAUUUAGAAGAUGAGACAACUGAUACCAGUAAGCUUGAGGAUGAGAAAUACAGUGAUGAAAGUAAAGUGGAGGAAGAAUCCAAAACAGAACCGGUCACUCUGCAAGAUCCAAUUUUAACCCAAGAUUCAGUUCUUGAAGAAUGUUCAGAGACAACUACACAUGUGCAGGAUAUCUUGGCUCUUCAUAAUACUGAAGGUGUUAAAGAUAAUAUUUCUGUUGAAGAACAGGAAGAGAACGUAGCCACAGAAUUGGCACCAGAAGAGGACAGGGAGAAUGUAGGCGAGUCCACGUCCAUGUUAAAACUACAUAAAGCUGCUGUGGUGCUUGUGGAUUUCCAAAGACAAACAGAUGGAAAUGAGACUGAUGGGAAUAAAAUAACACAAUCACAGGAAGUAGCAUUGCUAACCAAGGAAAAUGAAGAGAAGGCAGUGGUUGAGAUGGAUGUAACAGAACCUGUGACAGAAAGAAUAGAACAGGAAGAAGCAGUGGAACUGGGUAUGGAUAACACAAUCAUUAGAAAUGAUGAACAAGACAGGGAUAUUCUUGCAGAAGGAGUAAAAGAUGAUUUGAAAGAAGCAGAAGACACUACCUUAAAUGCAAAAUCUACUUUAACAGAAUUGGAUACAAAUAAAACUCUGAAAGAGUGUCAAGAGAGUACAGCACAUGCCCAAGGUGAUAGUGUUCAGGAAAGCAGUCAAGAUGUAGAUAUUUCAGUUUACACAAGCAGAAAUCUCAGACUUAGGACUCUACCAGUGAAGCCUACACCAGAAAGUAAGUCUAGAUGUCUCCAAGAUCUAUACAAAGAAACAAAGGUAAAUGAAAAUACAGAAGAGGAGAUCUCAGAUGAAGAAGUUGAAACUGUAUUCACAAGACAUCUCAGACGAAGAACAGUAACAGUAACACCAAGAAGAAGAGCUAAACAUCUCACAGGCACACAAGUAGAAGAGCCAGAGAUGGGCGAACAUGUGACUAAAGUUUGUCAUGAAAUAGUAGCAGUGCAAAGCAAUGAAGAGGCCAGGACUGGUGUGGAAGAGACACGUGAGACCAAUUCAAAAUACGACAGUGAGGAAGUACCCGCUGACUCUGAAGCGGUGAGAAAUGACCAGCAGCAAGAUAAAAAUAUACCUGGAAAUGAUACAGAAAAGGUAGAGGAGGUGACUCGUGAAGGAAAAGGUAUGGUAGAAGAAGCUGUUGAUCAUAAGGAGGUAGAAACAACAGACAGGGAAAUUCUAGCAGAAGAUGAUCUACCAGAUAAGGAGAAAGAAGAACCUGAUGACCUGAACCAAGAACAAGUAAGAAGUGCAAAUUCCAAACAGGAAAAUGACCAACAGGAUAAUGCUGUGGAAGAAGCGUUGCUUGAGAAAACAUUUGAAAAAGAACUUGGUAAAAGAGUGGAAGAAAAACACCUUGCAGAAGAAAAAGAUAGUACUGUGAACAUAUCGAUUACAGAAGCAAUUCUUGAUCAAUCAGAGGAGAGCGUAGGUGUUGACAGAAGGUCCCUGAGAAAACGAACAGUAACUAUCAAAGCCGCCUCUGUAAGGAAAUCCAAACGACUCUGCAAACAAGAUCAAAGUGAAAAUGAUGGGCAAACAACUGUGUGGGCAAACAGUGAAGAUUCUGCACCUGUAGAGGCAACAGUAAUGGAGAUGGCUGAUGUGAAGUCACUUGCAGAAAAUGAAACCAUUGAUCAAGGAAAAAUUCAAGAAAUAGAGGAUACCAAUACUAUAGGUGGAGAAAUCUCCCAUAAAGAUGAGGACCAGGAAAAUGCAGAAGGGAAAGAAACUUAUGGAAAUGCAAAUAACAGCCAAGAAAGUACAGUGACAGAAGAUAUGAGUAAGCAGGCUCAGUUGAGUGAGUUUCCAAAUGUAGCAGAAGAAGAUACAGAUUGUAAGCUAGUGGUACAAGAUGAAGAGAAGGGUGAGGAGAACAGGGAAGAACAAUCAGCGACAGAGGAGAUAAUGGAGUCCGAAAACAAUGCAGGCAAAGCUGAUAAAGUAGCUGAUAAACCUAAAGAAUUUGAAAAUACUCAAGAGGAGCUAGAGCACAGUGAGAAGAAUGCUGAGGAAACGACUGAAGCCAGUGUAACUGUAGAUGAAAAUUUCACCUUGGAGCUGGAUGAAGAGAUUGACAGUAAUGACGCAGAGUGUAACCAGGUAGCUGAAGAGACCAAAGCUUCAUUUCAGGAAAGUGUAAAAGAAAUCACAGAUGCAGAACAAGUGCCUGGAAUGUUGACAAAACAGAUCCUUCGAGGCAGGAAAUCAGCAACAGCGUCACCUGAACAAAGAUCAACCAGGAGAAAGAGGAGAUUAUUGCAAGAUAGUCAGAGUGAAAUGGAAGAGAGGUCAGAGACAGAGGAGGUAAAAGAGGUGAUUGGAGAAGAGGAAAAGAAACCUCAACAAAAAAGAAAAGCCGUAGUUGAGCUAACACCUCGUAGAUCUAAACGGCUUGCAAGAGCAGAAAUACUGUAAUUUAAAAAAAAAAAAACAUCUUUAGUAGCACAGCAUUUGGUUAAUGGAACUAAAAAAAAAAGAAAAUAAUUUACUUUUUUUUAAAUGUAACAAAUGUUUUUUAAAUUACAAUUUUGAUAUGCAAAAUCUGGUCUACAUUUUUAUUACAUUUUGUAGCUUUAUCCCUUUUGUCAUUUUGAAUUGUAUUCAAUUCUUAACAUUCUGAUUACUCUGUUAAUUAAUAUUACUUUAAUAACUGUUACUCACAGACAGUAGACUUGUAAUAUGUCUAAAUUUCUACUUUAUUAUGCACUUCAAAGGGAUCUCUAUAUAACCAUAUUUUUCUAUAUCUUUUCAUGAAUGUGAAAUCACCAAUGGUGGCUCUGUAUAUUUGUGCUUAUGGAUAAUAGUCAGUUUCCACAGUGUGAUAGUUCUCUUUUCUGUAUUGUGUACAAAACUAUUUUGUAAGUGGAUUUUUUCCAUGUUCAGUAGUUUUGGAUUUGAAUAGUUGUUUUCAAGGUGUCUAUAUCUGCUCUUCUAUAGUUAUAGUAUAGAUAUGGCCAAAUCUGUAUCAAAACUAUAACAGUCUCAUGAUUCAUCUCGUUCAGUCAUCUCAUGAUUGGAACACAGUGAUUAGAAAUGUUCUCUCUUCAGUUCUGACUGUGAAAUAUACUGCAGACUCUUCGCUAGCACUUCUUCAGGAUCUUUGAGUAUGCACUUAGUUGUUACAGUUUUACAGCUGUGAAACACUUCUUUAAUCAUAUUACCAUAUUUUAUAUUUUGUCAUCUGGACUUUAUUUUUUUUUUCUUUUGACAUUGCAUCACUUUUCCUGCAUCACUGAGCAGUGCUAUUUUUGUUGUUUAUUUGUUUAUAUGUGCAUCUCAAUAUAUCUUUGUUUUUCUUGUUUUAAAUAAAGUGUGAGAAUUGUGGAUGGUUAA
Molecule: messenger RNA, 8541 nt
Organism: Pangasianodon hypophthalmus (striped catfish)
Lineage: Eukaryota; Metazoa; Chordata; Actinopteri; Siluriformes; Pangasiidae
Gene: fam169aa
Product: family with sequence similarity 169 member Aa
Exons: 10
Coding region: 160-7623 (2487 amino acids)
Source: RefSeq, a predicted model, not a curated record